GCUUGUGUCACGGAAGCGCAAAGAUUAGGCUACGUAGUACACAUGUACCUCGCCGCGGCGGCCCGGGCCUGCUAGUGCAAACGCCAAAGAUCACUUCACCCGGACACACACACACGCACGCACGCACACACAAUCCGAACCGAACCGAACCUUUCUGCCCGACGACGCGGAGGACGUAGCGCUUUGGAGGCAGCAAAUCGGCGACUGCGGCUCGACGGGCGCUGCUGGAAUUAGCCGGGCGUGCCGCCGGAGAGCGGGUUUUGUGAGGAGAUCUCCACUUGGAUGCCCAAGACGCGGCAUUUUCCCAAAAUUUCACCAUGAAUCGGAAUAAGCGUGAAAAGGAGUAUUACAGUUUAGACGUUGGGGACUCCACUUUCACCGUUCUAAAGCGCUAUCAGAAUCUCAGGCCCAUAGGAUCCGGAGCACAGGGUAUUGUUUGUUCAGCGUAUGACCACAACCUGGAGAGAAACGUCGCCAUCAAGAAGCUGAGCCGGCCAUUUCAGAACCAGACCCAUGCCAAGCGGGCCUACAGAGAAUUGGUGCUCAUGAAAUGCGUCAACCACAAGAACAUUAUCGGCCUAUUAAAUGUAUUCACGCCACAGAAGACACUGGAAGAAUUCCAAGAUGUGUAUCUAGUGAUGGAGUUAAUGGAUGCCAACCUCUGCCAGGUGAUUCAGAUGGAGCUGGACCACGAGAGGUUGUCCUAUCUGCUCUACCAGAUGCUGUGUGGCAUUAAACACCUCCACGCCGCCGGCAUCAUACACAGGGACCUGAAGCCCAGUAACAUUGUGGUGAAGUCGGACUGCACGCUGAAGAUCCUCGACUUCGGCCUGGCCAGGACAGCUGCCACGGGCCUCCUCAUGACCCCCUACGUGGUCACCCGCUACUACCGCGCCCCUGAGGUCAUCCUCGGCAUGGGCUACCAGGCCAACGUGGAUAUUUGGGCUGUGGGCUGCAUAAUGGCAGAAAUGGUUCGCCACAAAAUCCUUUUUCCAGGAAGGGAUUAUAUUGACCAGUGGAAUAAGGUGAUCGAGCAACUGGGGACGCCAUCGCAGGAGUUCCUGAUGAAGCUCAACCAGUCGGUCAGGACCUAUGUCGAGAACCGGCCGCGCUAUGCCGGCUACAGCUUCGAGAAGCUUUUCCCUGAUGUCCUCUUCCCCGCCGACUCUGACCACAACAAGCUGAAAGCGAGUCAAGCCCGAGACCUGUUAUCCAAAAUGCUGGUAAUAGACGCGUCCAAACGGAUCUCGGUGGACGAGGCACUCCAGCACCCCUACAUCAACGUGUGGUACGACCCGACUGAAGUGGAGGCGCCGCCUCCCCUGAUCACAGACAAACAGCUGGAUGAAAGAGAGCACACAGUCGAAGAGUGGAAAGAGUUGAUAUACAAAGAGGUUCUGGACUGGGAGGAAAGGACGAAGAACGGGGUGAUCAGAGGACAACCGGCUUCUUUAGGUGCAGCAGUGAGCAGCAGCCCCCAGCAGCAACCACGCCACCACCAACACCACCCCUCCACGUCCUCCGUCAACGAUGUCUCCUCCAUGUCAACCGACCCCACCCUGACCGACACGGACAGCAGCCUGGAGACAGCAAGCGCCUCCGCCGCAACAGCUACUGGGCCCCUGGGCUGCUGCAGAUGA
Molecule: messenger RNA, 1640 nt
Organism: Lampris incognitus (smalleye Pacific opah)
Lineage: Eukaryota; Metazoa; Chordata; Actinopteri; Lampriformes; Lampridae
Gene: mapk8b
Product: mitogen-activated protein kinase 8b
Exons: 12
Coding region: 318-1640 (440 amino acids)
Biological process (GO): protein phosphorylation; JNK cascade
Cellular component (GO): cytoplasm; nucleus
Molecular function (GO): JUN kinase activity; ATP binding
Source: RefSeq, a predicted model, not a curated record